Messenger RNA from Mollisia scopiformis, 1572 nucleotides. RefSeq lists its product as uncharacterized. Gene Ontology annotation, biological process: regulation of DNA-templated transcription. The record is from RefSeq and is a predicted model, not a curated record. Gene Ontology annotation, molecular function: zinc ion binding; DNA-binding transcription factor activity, RNA polymerase II-specific. The coding region runs from base 1 to 1572 and encodes 523 amino acids. The transcript has 3 exons. NCBI's taxonomy places the organism in Eukaryota, Fungi, Ascomycota, Leotiomycetes, Helotiales, Mollisiaceae.
AUGUCAUACAUGUCGCCAAAGAAAGGUCAAGAACAGUGUGGUGGUGAGGAACCUGCAUGCCGGAGAUGUUUAAACCAUGGGCUUCAAUGCCCAGGCUAUUCACGGAAGCUCGAGUUUGUUUUCUAUGACACAGAUCCAGCUGGGAAGCGGAAUGCUCUAGUCAAACCGAGCUCGGAGGCUCGAAAGUCUUCCAGUGCAAAUCAGAUGUUACAGUCCAAGAAGAAACCGUCAAUGAAUCAACAUGCAGUCAUCGUUACGAACAACUCCGACAUCCUACAUGAAUCGUCAGGGUAUUCGCUGGCGGCAUCCCAGAAUAAGACUGGAUUGAUGGCGGUACUCAGAGAACGAUAUGUACCUCAGCUUCCCAAAUUUUCGACCGAGCAAGGAGUAAUGAAUGGUGCGAAUUGGAUAGCCACAGCUUGCUCUUUAGCCGCAGUUUCUGAAUAUUCCGAAAUGCUCAGUGACUCCUUAUUAGCAAUGUCCUUAUCUCUUGUCAGCCUUGAGCAACAUGAGGCUCAAUUAUCUACUGCUAGUCUGAAACAAUACUCUCUGGCAAUCAAUGGACUUCGGUCUAGUCUGGCUCCAGGUCCAUCAGGUUUAUCACAACAUCAGAUCGACGUCAGUCUUGUAAAGUGCUUGGCUUGUGGGAUGUACGAGAUGAUGACCAAUAAAUCUUUGAGUGCACUAAUGCGCCAUCUCAAUGGUGUCAAUGCAAUUCUCAAGGCAAGUGGAGUCCAAGGUCUACAAUCAGAAUCAAGCCGCCGAACAUUCUACGAGUAUAGGUCGAUAUACCUGCCAAUCGCUCUUAGUGUGCGCAAACCGAAUUUUUUGAGUUCAUCAGAAUGGAUUAAUCCUACGUGGAAGCGCUUAGAGCCACUAAGCUCCUCGAAUCUUCAUACUGUCAUCGACAUUGGUUUUGGGAUACCAGUCCUCAUGGAAAAGUUCGACGAACUUCAGCAACAGGAUCAGCAAGCCGACUCCGCAACGUACGUAGAAUCACAAUUGAAUAAUAUCAUCCUGGAAGGUCUUGCUAUGCAGCAAGCUUUUGAUGACUGGGAAUACCGUGUCCGGGACGGGAAUGAGGAGAUCCAACUUUAUAUACCACGAUUAGCCAAAUCGCCAGACCCCUUGGAUAUUUAUGGCAAUGGCGAAGUCUACUCGAUAUCCUUUACCUUUGCAAAUUGGGAUAAUGCGUCUGGUCUGUCCUACCACGAGAUGCUCCAAAUAACCCUCAACACUCUACUCACCGACAUCGAGGCAUAUGCUCGUCGCUCGAAUUUACAUCCACCCGCACUCUCUGGAAUCGACGCUUCGAAUCUGAACAAAAAAUCCAUCGAAUGCGCAGACAGGGUUUGUCAGUCUGUUGAGUGGUUCCUCGAAGACCAUAAGAGAUUGAUAGGUCGCAUGGUAAUCCUUGCACCCUUCGAAACCGCAAGAGGUUUGUUUGCUAGACUUUGUCGAGACAGCAUAGGGGAUGUACUGCAAGAUGCAGUGCUGAUAAAGAAAAGGAAGUUUUGCGAAAUGACUACACAGCGCAUUAGGGACAGUGGGUUACCUGUCUGGGCCGAAUAA